CCUACAAAACCACAACGAUACUCUUAGAUGGUAAAAGGGUGAAACUUCAAUUGUGGGACACCUCCGGGCAAGGUCGUUUUUGUACCAUAAUUCGUAGCUAUUCGAGAGGUGCGCAGGGUGUUCUUCUCGUUUACGAUAUUACCAAUCGAUGGUCAUUUGAUGGACUAGAUAGGUGGUUGAAGGAAGUUGACGAACAUGCACCCGGAGUUCCUAAAGUUCUGGUGGGAAAUCGCCUGCAUCUGGCAUUUAAUAGGAAAGUAGGGCAGAGGGAUGCCCAGAUAUACGCCAACAAGCAUAGCAUGGCAUUCUUCGAGGUGUCUCCUUUGUGUAAUUUCAACAUACACGAGAGUUUCUGUGAGUUGUCACGCAUGGCCCUGCAGAGAAAUGGCAUGGAAAGACUUUGGAGGUCCAACAAAGGUAUGUCAUGUGUUUUUGAUUUGAUUAUGCAUUGGGAAUAA
This is a messenger RNA of Anoplophora glabripennis (Asian longhorned beetle), 458 nucleotides long. RefSeq names its product ras-related protein Rab-40C-like. The transcript has a single exon. The annotation marks the transcript as partial. Lineage: Eukaryota; Metazoa; Arthropoda; Insecta; Coleoptera; Cerambycidae. Gene Ontology annotation, cellular component: endosome; synaptic vesicle; plasma membrane. Gene Ontology annotation, molecular function: GTPase activity; GTP binding. The record is from RefSeq and is a predicted model, not a curated record. Gene Ontology annotation, biological process: protein localization to plasma membrane.